AUGGAUUCUCUUGUGGUCCUUGUGCUCUGUCUCUCCUGUUUGCUUCUCCUUUCACUCUGGAGACAGAGAUCUGGGAGAGGAAAACUCCCUCCUGGCCCCACUCCUCUCCCAGUGAUUGGAAAUAUCCUACAGAUAGAUAUUAAGGACGUCAGCAAAUCCUUAACCAAUCUCUCAAAAGUCUAUGGCCCUGUGUUCACUCUGUAUUUUGGCCUGGAACGCAUGGUGGUGCUGCAUGGAUACGAAGCGGUGAAGGAAGCCCUGAUUGAUCUUGGAGAGGAGUUUUCCGGAAGAGGACAUUUUCCAUUGGCUGACAGAGCUAACAGAGGAUUUGGAAUCAUUUUCAGCAAUGGAAAGAGAUGGAAGGAGAUCCGGCGUUUCUCCCUCAUGACACUGCGGAAUUUUGGGAUGGGGAAGAGGAGCAUUGAGGAUCGAGUUCAAGAGGAAGCCCGCUGCCUUGUGGAGGAGUUGAGAAAAACCAAGGAUCACGUCACCAGAGAAUACCUGGCAAGUGGACAUAGUGGGAAUGACCCUAUCACACCCCUAGGGAGCAUGAACCAAAUGAUCUGCAAUAAUUUUCCUCCUUUCCUUGAUUAUUUCCCGGGAGCCCAUAACAAAUUACUUAAAAACAUUGCUUUUGUGAAAAGUUAUAUUUUGGAGAAAGUAAAAGAACACCAAGAAUCAAUGGACAUGAACAACCCUCGGGACUUUAUUGAUUGCUUCCUGAUCAAAAUGGAGAAGGAAAAGCACAACCAGCAGUCUGAAUUUACUAUUGAAAACUUGGAAAACACUGCAGUUGACUUGUUUACAGCUGGGACAGAGACGACAAGCACAACCCUGAGAUAUGCUCUCCUUCUCCUACUGAAGCACCCAGAGGUCACAGCUAAAGUCCAGGAAGAGAUUGAACGUGUGAUUGGCAGAAACCGGAGCCCCUGCAUGCAGGACAGGAGCCACAUGCCCUACACAGAUGCUGUGGUGCAUGAGGUCCAGAGAUACAUUGACCUCCUCCCUACCAACCUGCCCCAUGCAGUGACCUGUGAUGUUAAAUUCAGAAACUACCUCAUCCCCAAGGGCACAACCAUAUUAAUUUCCCUGAGUUCUGUGCUACAUGACAACAAAGAAUUUCCCAACCCAGAGAUGUUUGACCCUCGUCACUUUCUGGAUGAAGGUGGCAAUUUUAAGAAAAGUAACUACUUCAUGCCUUUCUCAGCAGGAAAACGGAUUUGUGUGGGAGAAGGCCUGGCCCGCAUGGAGCUGUUUUUAUUCCUGACCUCCAUUUUACAGAACUUUAACCUGAAAUCUCUGGUUGACCCAAAGGACCUUGACACCACUCCAGUUUUAAAUGGACUUGCCUCUGUGCCACCCUUCUACCAGCUGUGCUUCAUUCCUGUCUGAAGAAGAGCAGAUGGUCUGGUUGCUGCUGUGCUGUCCCUGCAGCUCUCUUUCCUCUGGGGCGUUAUCCACAUUUCACUAUAUGUGAUGCCUUUUCUGGCCUGUCAUCUCACAUUUUCACUUCCCUCAAGAUCUAGUGAACAUUCAGCCUCCGUUAAGGAGAGUUUCCUAUGCUUCACAAUGCAAAUAUAUCUGCUAUUCUCCAUACUCUGUAACGGUUGCAUUGACUGUCACAUAAUACUGAUACUUAUCUAAUGUUGUUAUUAAUAUGUUAUUAUUAAAUAGAGAAAGAUGAUUUGUGUAUCAUAAUUCAAAGGCAUUUCUUUUCUGCAUGUUCUAAAUAAAAAGCAUUAUUAUUUGCUGAGUCAGUUUAUUAGACCUUCCUUCUUUUAUGCAUAAUGCAGGUCAGAAAUUAAAGAAAAAUAGAGUUCCAGGAGGCCCUGCUGGUUCUCAAAAUGAUAAGGACAGAAAGGACAAAGGGGAAGAGGGUAGGGAAGCUAUUUUUGCUGAGUGUGAGAGUUAUUUGAGGAUUGGAUUUGAAAGUGAGAAACUGUUCAGGAGCAGCUCCAACCUGUAGGGAAAUAUUAAGAGGAUCAGCCAAAGGGAGGAAUGGACAUUAAAUGUUAGAAUUCUUAUAUCCACAUUGGUGUUCCUCUUUUUUUUUUGAAACAAAGUCUUGCUCUGUCACCCAGGUGGUAGUACAGUGGUGGGAUCUUGGCUCUCUGCAACCUCCACCUCCCAGGUUCAAGUGAUUCUCCUGCCUCAGCCUCCUGAGUAGCCGGGAUUACAGGUGCAUGCCACCACGCCUUGCUAAUUUUUUGUAUUUUUAGUACAGACGGGUUUUCACCAUGUUAGCUAGGAUGGUCUCGAUCUCCUGACCUCGUGAUCUGCCCGCCUCAGCCUCCCAAAGUGCUGGGAUUACAGCUGUGAGCCACUGCACCUGGCCUGGUGUUACUUUAAAGUGUCAUUACUUUAUCUCUAAAGAAUCAGAUUACUUAUUACUUUUGUUACUUCAUGUUUCCAACUUAUAAUGAUAUAAUGAAGUAUAAAUAUAUGCUUUCAUAUUGC
Molecule: messenger RNA, 2457 nt
Organism: Mandrillus leucophaeus (drill)
Lineage: Eukaryota; Metazoa; Chordata; Mammalia; Primates; Cercopithecidae
Gene: CYP2C257
Product: cytochrome P450 2C9-like
Exons: 9
Coding region: 1-1392 (463 amino acids)
Biological process (GO): xenobiotic metabolic process
Cellular component (GO): intracellular membrane-bounded organelle; cytoplasm
Molecular function (GO): oxidoreductase activity, acting on paired donors, with incorporation or reduction of molecular oxygen, reduced flavin or flavoprotein as one donor, and incorporation of one atom of oxygen; iron ion binding; heme binding
Source: RefSeq, a predicted model, not a curated record